AUGGGCUUGGGAAGCAGGGACAUCUCCCAGAGGCAUUCUUUCUCCCCCUUCCUCACAUCUUUGCUCCCUCACUCCCCAUACUCCACCUCCCCCAUCCCCUUUCUGCAAUCUUCCGCCAGCUCAUACACGAGAAGCUCCCCCGAGACAUCAUCUCACAGAGGCAUUCUUUCACCUUGUUUAUCUUACCUCCCCUCCUUGCUCCCCAUGCUCUCUACCCCUCCUCUUCCCCCUUUCCAUCCCCGCCAGCUGAUAUACGAGAAGCUCCCCCGGGACAUCGCCCAGAGGCAUGUCAUGCUGCUCGACCCUGUGCUGGCGUCAGGUGAGGCUUUACCCCCCUCCCUCCUCGCCUGGUACGUGAUGCUACUGGGCCCGGUGCUCUCCUCAGAUAAGCACCCUUAUCCCGGUCGCUCUGCCAUCAAGGCUAUCCAGCUGCUGCUGCACCGAGGGGUGCUUGAGGAGCGAAUCAUCUUCCUCAACCUCAUUUCGGCCCCAGAGGGCAUUCACAAACCCCCGGAGGGCAUUCACAAUGGUUUUGAGACGUCUCAAAAACAACCUCGCUGCACGUUGCCGCCGCUUCCUCCACCUCAAGAUAGUGACAUCGGAGAUCGAUUCGGGGCCCCGGAGGGCAUUCACAACGUGUGCCGCCGCUUCCCCCACCUCAAGAUCGUGACAUCGGAAAUCGACUCGGGGAUUAACGAGGAGUACAGAAUGGUGCCAGGAAUGGGGGAGUUUGGGGACCGGUACUUUGGUACAGAGGAGGGGGAUGCUGGGAGGGAUGAUGAGAGGGAUGGUGAUGUCUCUUUCCGCCCCUCCCCGGAACCCCCACUCCCCCCUCCCCUUCUUCCCCCACCGCCCCCCUUCUUCCCCCUCCCUCGCCCCUUCAUACCAUCCGCAGGUCGCGUGGGCGCCUGGGUCUCUAACUGCACGACGGACAUCGGCGCGACUCGCGGCAAGUUCCUGCUCGCCGUCUUUAAGGACGAGUCGUCGGGCACGCCCGUCUACAACCUCUAUUUCGACGCGGAUCUUGACGAGUACAGCGGAACCGCGCCCGACACGAUCAACAUCGUGCAAGGCGCGGCGUGUGACUCCACCGCCACCGCCGCCCUCACUCUGCCGUCCACCGGCUGGACCACACAGACACGCGGCGGGCGCGGCGGCUCGCACACGGAGCUGCGCGUGACGGGCACCGUGGAAGGCGCCGACGCGACGGUCGUCGAGGCGCUUCUCGCGGGCGUGCCGAACGCAACGGUGACGCAGAACGUGUUCACCAAGGUGAUCAACGGCGCGAAGCAGGGCUUCCAGAACGCCUUCGGCGGACGCCGCCGCGGGCGCGAGCUCGCGGGGAACAGCGCGGGGAAGCUUACGCAGCAGUUCCUGAAGCGCCAGCGCCAGCGCCUCGCGUGGAUGGGCGCGAAGACUAAGGCGCUGUUCGCGACGUUCAUCGGGACCACCGACACCACGACUGAUUCGCCGUACGCUGUCAUUUUUACCGACAGCACGACCGGCAACUCCUGGAGCGCCGCGCUCACUGGGAAUUUCGGCAAGUGUGGCGGUCGUGGCGGGCGUGGUGGCAACAGGCCUGACGGUGACGGCGAUGGUCCUGGUGGCGCUGGUGGCCGUGGUGGCCGUGGUGGCCGUGGUGGUGGCUAUUAG
Molecule: messenger RNA, 1653 nt
Organism: Closterium sp. NIES-65
Lineage: Eukaryota; Viridiplantae; Streptophyta; Zygnematophyceae; Desmidiales; Closteriaceae
Source: the annotation of a GenBank genome assembly